CACAGGUGAGUGGCGUGACGUCAUACAGGAAGUGGUCAGUGGGACGUGUGUGUGUGUGUGUGGUCUGGAGUGGGCGCUUUUGUCUUUUGAGCUCGAAAAGUUCGGCUGUAAAGUUCACCGGCUGGAAUCCGCUCGAGCUGCUGGAGGCAUGUGCACGUUCGAUAAGGACAAAGGCCCCAGAAGGCUGAUGCAGAAGGGUUUAAUGCUCAUCCUGAUCGGACAUAUCAACUUCAUCCUUGGAGCUAUUGUCCACGGCAGCGUCCUGCGCCACAUCUCCAAGCCCAGCCACAACAUCACCACGGAGUACACCGUGGCCAACAUCAUCUCCGUCACCUCCGGCCUGCUGAGCAUUGCCACUGGGAUCAUUGCCAUUGUGAUGUCAAGGAACCUUCAUGUGGUGAAGCUGCAAAUCGGGCUUCUGAUCGCCUCGUUCCUCAACGCCCUGCUGUCGGCCGCGUGCUGCGCCGGCCUCCUCCUCGCCAUCAGCAUCACGGUCGCUCACGGCGGGCAGGGGCUGAUGCUGGGCUGCAACGACACGCAGGCGCCCGUCAACGCGCGCUCGCCCGUCGGCGCCCAGUGUCCGUUCGACACGACGCGCAUCUACGACACCACCCUGGCGCUGUGGAUCCCCUGCGCCGUGCUGUCGGCGGCGGAGGCCGGGCUGUCUGUCUGGUGCUUCGUCGUGGGGCUGGCGCUCAGAGGCCUGGCUCCCUGUGGCAGCAGCUACAUCAAAGAGCAGUUGGAGGAAGAGGCAGGGAGCUCUCCCCACAGCCGACGCCUGAUGGGCCGGCGCGCGGACCCCGAUGCCUGACCAAACAAAGCGCAGGAGGGACCUCGACCUGUAGGCGAAAGUCAGAGGAAAAGGUGCUGCGUAUGAAUCAUCUUCAUGUUUUGUUGAGAUGAUCAAAUUUGCACUGCAGCCGUUUUGGUAGAUGACUGUAGUGGAAUCAGCUUCAGGAGACGCCGGCGAACGGCUUUAUUUGAUUUGACUCGAACCUUUAAUCGUGGAUAUGAAGGAUCUAAUUAUCGAAGCACCAGUAGGAUCCUGUCAGUGGUCACACACACACGUUUCUAUGGUCGCUUAAACCACCAGCUAAUUUACGUGCUACUAUUUUAUGUAUUUUACUAUUUUUACAUUUUGUUAUUUUCUCUGUCUACAGUGUCAUGUAUUAGCUUUGUGCCAGAAUAAUCGAAUGUAGAGAAAAACACAGCGUGUUUCAGACAUCGCUGUAUAUGAAAAUGUAGAGCUGAGACACUCCAGGAGGAUUAAAUUAAAGCAUGUUUGACAUA
Molecule: messenger RNA, 1290 nt
Organism: Betta splendens (Siamese fighting fish)
Lineage: Eukaryota; Metazoa; Chordata; Actinopteri; Anabantiformes; Osphronemidae
Product: keratinocyte-associated protein 3
Exons: 6
Coding region: 149-811 (220 amino acids)
Source: RefSeq, a predicted model, not a curated record